CCGCCUCCUUCUCCGCGAGGCCGACUGGGGCCUGUAAUUCGCCUCCUGCAGCCACUGCCGCCGCGCGCCUCGCAGUGCGUUCUGGGAAGUGUAGUUCUCGGGAGUCACCACCGAGGACCUGGGCCCGGCAAGAAGUGUACCAAUUAAUUCCGAAGCGUGGCUGGACUGGGAGGGUCUCAGAGGUCAAGAGACUAAGCUGUAGAAUACACCUCCAUCACCUGAAGGUAGUCGGAGCCCCCUAACAAUGGAUAAAUUUGUCAUCCGAACACCCAGGAUCCAGAAUAGCCCACAGAAGAAACAGCUCGGAGGAAAGGUUUACAAGCAAGCCACGAUCGAAUCUUUGAAGAGAGUUGUGGUUGUAGAAGACAUAAAAAGAUGGAAAGCUACGUUGGAGCUUCCUGAUCAAACCAAGGAAAACCUAGUUGUAGCCUUACAAGAAUUAAAGAAGAAAGUCCCCUCCAGGGAGGUGUUGAAGUCGACGAGGAUAGGUCACAUUGUGAACAAGAUGCGCAGGCACUCAGACCCAGAGGUGGCGAGUCUCGCCAAGGAAGUUUACACUGAGUGGAAAACUUUCUUUGAAGAACAUCUGGAUAGACCUUCUAUUGAAGUCCGAAGUGAUCCGAAAACUGAGUCAUUUAGAAAAAAUGCCCAGAAAUUACUCUCAAACGCCUUGGAAUUGGAGAUGGAUCACCUACUGGUUGAAAAUAUUGAGCGGGAAACGUUUCAUCUCUGCUCCCGGCUCAUUAACGGGCCAUACCGGAGGACGGUGCGAGCGCUGGUCUUCACAUUAAAGCACCGAGCUGAGAUCCGGGAGCAGGUGAAGAGCGGGGCGCUGCCGGUCGGCACGUUUGUACAGACCCACAAAAAGUGACCCGACGAUGGGCCCAGCGCUGGGCCUCGCUCCGCCACUCAAAGGCUCUUUGAGUUUGGGUGAUGCGGGUGUCGGCUGUGCUGGAUAUUCCCAUGGUGCCAUUCCUUCAGACAGAAUGUGGGGAGCCCUGGGAGACAGGCCUGUGGGAGCGGCUUCAUUAGCUGCCUUUCGCCGGCCUGCCUGCCUGGAUGCACGCGGCUGUCACUAGGACGUGCCAUCCAGUUGCCAUCACCCAACACAAUGGAAGGGUGACAGGUUUCACUGUGAGCUUGCCAAGGACACCUCUAAACUCCCCCAUGGCAGGCAGAUGAAGUUACCACUUUAUUUCGCCACCCUGCAGGUAACUGAAACUCAAUUACCGCUGCUGCUCACUCAGUUCCGUCCCCCUGAGUUUAGACAGCUCCGCUGCUUCUCAGAACUCCCCUGUCUCUUCUCUUUGCUCAACCCCAGGGGUGAGCCCACUGGAGCCUGAGACCAGCCCUGCUUGCCAGCACGCACUUAUCUGAGCCUUUCAGCUCUCCCUGGAAGACCUUAGGGGAUGGGCGCCUGAGCCCCCAUGCUGAGGCGUCUAAUGAGGAGCUGGCCUGAAGCUUCCCCACACCUCGGGGUUUAUUUGAAUACAGGCUCUGCAGAAAAUGCAUAAUGAAAUUUCUCUCUCAGUGACUUACUGCAGUCGGAAAAGAUGCACACGUGAAGAUUUUUAAUGAAAUACAUCUCUACAAGCCUGCUUGGGUGGUUACGCAAAGUGUACUUGCUCUUUCAGAGGUGAUAAUAAACGAUACACUAAAACAA
Molecule: messenger RNA, 1663 nt
Organism: Arvicola amphibius (Eurasian water vole)
Lineage: Eukaryota; Metazoa; Chordata; Mammalia; Rodentia; Cricetidae
Gene: Tceanc2
Product: transcription elongation factor A N-terminal and central domain containing 2
Exons: 5
Coding region: 245-871 (208 amino acids)
Biological process (GO): DNA-templated transcription
Cellular component (GO): nucleus
Source: RefSeq, a predicted model, not a curated record